AUGGCCAGUUAUCAUAGCGAGGCAUCUUCCGCUUCUUCUUCCCGUCGCACAUCAGCCUCGCCGAUACCGUAUCGCGUGGGGCCAAUGGAGUAUCAACCUCCGGUGUUGUGUAGAUGCAAAGCGAAGGCGGCACGAUGGAUCUCGUGGAGCCGUGACAACCCGGGGCGACGAUACUACAAAUGUCGCAAUGCUCGAGGCCAACAAGCAGUUUUCUUAGAGAUCUGUUGAAUGAUUUGCGCGAUGCGGUGUGGUCACUAAGGAGGGAGAAGGAUGAACUUGUUGUUGCUGUUAGGGAAGGGCAAGCCAUGGCUCGUGAUGUAGAUGCAGCUAGGAGGGAGUUGGCAGCGUUGAAGAAGCAUGCUGCUGAGACCGAUGCAAAAUUGGUUCUGUUGAAAGAACAAAAUCGUAGGCCAGAGAAGGAUAGGUGCAUGCUUUUUUUUGUUUUACUGGCAAUCUGUGGUCUGUUUGUCAUGGUUUGGGUGAUGAAUUGAGUAGUAUGAGUGAAUGUUAUUA
Molecule: messenger RNA, 513 nt
Organism: Oryza brachyantha (malo sina)
Lineage: Eukaryota; Viridiplantae; Streptophyta; Magnoliopsida; Poales; Poaceae
Exons: 2
Coding region: 180-491 (103 amino acids)
Source: RefSeq, a predicted model, not a curated record